GAAAAAGAUGAUCUGUGUUGAAAUCAAGUAUCUCCCCUGUGUGUGUGGUGUCCGUUGGUUAAAACUACGCCCCCCCUCCUCAAAGUGACCUUGCCGAGCGCCAAUCGAGGAUUGUGACGGAAUACAUUUAACCCCACUCUGAAAGCCGGUAACAGCCACGCCCCUGCAUCCGGCCACAGGGAAUCCUUAUCUUUUGGCGGGCGAGAGCGUCAACCUUUCUUCAGAAGACGGAUCGAAUCCGUAAACAUAAAACCCGCGACGCCCCGACCUCCCAAAGUUUUGUUUUUCGGUCAUCCUACACAUAUCCGUUUGAUUGUUUGAUACAUUUGUAUCUCCUUUUCAUAUUUUCUUGAUAUCUAGAAUUCGCCUGGUCCUCCACAGCAAACCACAUUCACAAUGGCUGCUCCUAUCACCUCAAGGACGGAAACUCUCCAGAAGUUCCUCAAGCUCGAUCAGAAGGGCAUGAUCAUGGCUGAGUACGUCUGGGUCGACGCCGAAGGCGGUACACGAUCCAAGUCUCGCACACUCCCCGAGAAGGAAUACAAGCCUGAGGAUCUUCCCGUGUGGAAUUUCGAUGGUUCUUCUACCAACCAGGCCCCCGGCGACAACUCAGAUGUCUACCUCCGUCCCUGCGCAGUCUACCCCGAUCCCUUCCGCGGCUCUCCCAACAUCAUCGUUCUUGCUGAGUGCUGGAAUGCCGAUGGCACUCCCAACAAGUACAACUUCCGUCACGACUGCGUGAAGGUUAUGGACACAUAUGCCGACGACGAGCCUUGGUUUGGUCUAGAGCAGGAGUACACCCUCCUAGGCUCUGACAACCGACCUUACGGCUGGCCCGCUGGUGGCUUCCCUGCUCCCCAAGGCGAGUAUUACUGCGGUGUCGGUACUGGCAAGGUUGUCCAGCGCGAUAUUGUUGAGGCUCAUUAUAAGGCUUGCUUGUAUGCCGGCAUCAAGAUUUCCGGCACCAACGCCGAGGUCAUGCCUGCUCAAUGGGAGUAUCAGGUCGGUCCCUGCACCGGCAUUGAGAUGGGUGACCAACUUUGGGUUUCACGAUUCUUUUUGCAUCGCGUCGCCGAGGAAUUCGGUGCGAAGGUCUCCCUGCACCCCAAACCCAUUGCUGGAGAUUGGAACGGGGCGGGUCUUCACUCCAACUUCUCUACCAAGGCCAUGCGCGAAGAGGGAGGUAUGAAGGUUAUUGAGGAAGCUCUGAAGAAGCUGGAGCCUCACCACGUCGAGUGUAUCGCCGAAUACGGCGAGGACAACGAACUGCGGUUAACCGGUCGCCAUGAGACCGGAUCGAUCGAUAGUUUCUCUUGGGGCGUCGCCAACCGCGGAACAAGCAUCCGCGUGCCACGCGAAACCGCUGCCAAGGGCUAUGGCUACUUUGAAGACCGUCGCCCGGCUUCUAACGCUGACCCUUACCGUGUCACAAAGGUUUUGCUUCAAUUUUCCAUGGCUUAGAGCGUGUUUUAGAAGUUCAUUUUAGUCGGACGGUUUCCGUCUCAUGGUUUACGGCGCGACGGUAUGGGAAACUAUUGAUUAUAUAGAUAGCAUGAUAACUAGUCCUGAAGGACAGUAAUGACAAACGAUCAGUAAAAUAUCCUGAGCCUAUAUUUUGCUUUUGUCAGGCCCGUGAUUGUAAGUGGGUAGGACCAUCCUUUUUCAAGUUGCAGGUAAGUUUCGAGGUGUCGCCCUUUGUGCAACGGCCAGAAUAAGUGGUCAACAUGCUAAUUUGACCAAAAGAUGAGGGACGCAAACUGAAUUGCAAUGAUGGUGGCUGUUGGAAAAUGGUAUGUUGUCGAAUUUAAGCUUAUUUGCAACACGUGGGGCACAGCCACGUGACUACCCCGGAUGGUCUUCCGCCGGUAACCAAUAAGUUACAACCCAAAUAUUUGGGGCAGGUGCUUUCCAGUACCGCGUAUUCGUUUCGGUGGCCGAAUGUUAUUGCUACAGUAGCUUAACUGGCAUGCAUACUAAGUGUCGUACAGUUCGCGAUGAGUUCCUUGAUUUGCCUCGUAGCCUACU
Molecule: messenger RNA, 2025 nt
Organism: Fusarium odoratissimum NRRL 54006
Lineage: Eukaryota; Fungi; Ascomycota; Sordariomycetes; Hypocreales; Nectriaceae
Product: glutamine synthetase
Exons: 7
Coding region: 397-1461 (354 amino acids)
Cellular component (GO): cytoplasm
Molecular function (GO): glutamine synthetase activity
Source: RefSeq, a predicted model, not a curated record